Rhagoletis zephyria (snowberry fruit fly) is the source of this 2183-nucleotide messenger RNA. RefSeq names its product factor of interpulse interval (gene fipi). Gene Ontology annotation, molecular function: protein binding. Lineage: Eukaryota; Metazoa; Arthropoda; Insecta; Diptera; Tephritidae. The record is from RefSeq and is a predicted model, not a curated record.
AUGGACUCUUGCGUGCAGGCCAGCCACCACGAACUGCUUUCGCUCAGUCCCUCCGAUCAUUCUGUGGUGCGAUAUACCAACGAUUCGCUAAUAGUCCAAUGCCGUAGCUCAACAUCAGAAGCGCAGUUGGUGUGGAAGUCGCCGAAGGGAGAAAUAAUUAAGGAGCACAAAGGACGUAUACACAUCGAGCAAAGUGCGCCAGAACAAUUGAAAAUUGUUUUUCUACACAUUUCACUCGGCGACAAGGGCAAGUGGACGUGCGAAGAUGCCAAUGGCGACAGAGCGGAAAAGUCUUUGGAUCUCAUUGUCUACCAAAAAAUUGCUUUCGCUGAAAAUUUCACCAUUCUUACGGUAAAGGAAGGCAAGGAUGCAUUCAUACGUUGCGAAGUGAAAGGCGAACCACAACCAAAUGUCACCUGGCACUACAAUGGGCAGCCAAUUAUUGUUGAAACAUUUACAGGCAACUCAACGAAAUUUCAGAUUCUGGCUGAUGGAUUACAGGUCCGCAAGGUAACGCAGAACGACACCGGCGAAUAUACGUGCCGCGCCUAUCAAGUGAACACCAUCGCUUCGGACAUGCAGGAGCGCACCAUUUUGAUGAAAAUCGAACAUAAGCCAUUCUGGAUGCACAACCAUCAUAUUUCACUGCAGUAUGUCUACGUCAAUGGCAGCGUGUCCAUACCGUGUCAGGCCAUCGCUGAGCCGCCAGCCAAUUUUACCUGGUACAAGAAUAGCAACAAGAAACGUUUGCGCAACGACAAACACUACAGCUUCGAAACGGAUUAUUAUGCAUCCAAUUUGACGAUUCAAGCGCGCGACGAUAGCGUAUACGACACGUAUCGCUGCCUAGCGGAGAACAAUCUGGGCGCCAUUGAACGCAGCACCGUAUUGGAGCGCGGUGUGAAGCCACCACCACCGACGGUGUUGCAGUUGCGCGGCUUCAAUUCGAAUACGUUCGAUGUGGAUGUGGGUUCGGUGCGCACUUCACCGGUGCGUAAAUUGAUGGAGGUGAAUGGAUUUCGUAUUGAGUAUAUGACGGAAUAUGAAUUCAAAUCAGAUGCAGGCAAAUGGACGAAUGCUAAGCGCAGAGAUUUUCCAUUCGAAGAUGGCGCAACUUUUCUCAUCAACAAUUUGGAAGCCAACACCACCUAUUUCAUGCGCGCUGCAACUAAAAAUCUCGCCGGUUUCAGCGAUUGGACAAAAGUCGAAAAAUUUCGUACAAUCUCCAAUGAGCCGCCAUCAUCGUCGACGCGCUUGGCGCACUUGAGCGCCGUACAAUUGUUGUGCAUAUCGCUGGUGGCGUUGUUGUUGUGCAAGGAAUUGUCAUUCGGUUUUCAACCAGUUGCCAGUAUAACAAAGCUACGUCGCGCUGCAGGCGUGCGUUGGUGAAGCGUGCGCAAGCUGGUGGAAUUGCAACUAUUUAGAUGUGUAUGUAUGUAUGUAGGAGUAUCUACUGAUAAAGUCUAGCAGCAGCGUAGAAGAGGUGGGAAUGGUUGAUGGUUGAGAGAGAGAGGGUGGCAUGGGUUUCAUGAUAGUGAAAAAUUGAUUGAUUAGCGCUAAGGAUUAAAGAGUUUGAAAUAUUUAAUUUAAUUUAAGUAAAAAUAAGAAGAAAUGAAAGUAGAAACAAAAACAAGAAUAAUUAAUCAGAUAACUAUUUAUAUUGUUAUUACAGCAAAAUUUCCAAUAACCAAUGAAGUUUAAUAUUACAUAUUUUUUUCAUAAUUUUUUUUAGUUUUUUUAUGUUUAUUUAAAACUGUGGAAUUAAUUGAUUUCAAUGUAAAUGCGUGUGAAAAUGAUUGCAUUAUUAAUGCCAGUCGUAAAAAAAUCGACGUUUAUGAAAAUAUACAUAUAUAUGUAUAUAUUAGGGUGGUCCUUAAACAUAGGAAGCAAAUUUUUACAUCAGAUUGCCUAAGCCUCAACCCCUACGUCGAUGUCACUAUAGCCGAAGAUAUCACAUAUAAAUUUUGGCCCCGAUUGGAGCCGGUUAAGGCGUGGCGCCUUAUGUGACAUCUUCGACUUCAGUAGUAUCGAUUUUGGGUAUUAAACGAAAAAAAUAUUUUUAAUUUUUUGAGUCCCUAGACCCAGAGCCAGACGCUCCAGCCUUGGCCUCAUUGCGACACGUUUUAACUGACUCCAAUCGGGACCAAAAUUUAUACGUGAUAUUUUUGACUACGGCUGUAGCG